AUGAUAAUCGCCACGUGUCCACGCUCAGAUAAAAGUAUAGGUAUUUGAGAAAAAGAUUUUUUUUAUUUUUUUUGUUUUAUGUGUUUUGUGCGCAUAGUUCAGAAAAGACAAUCAGUUAAGUGACCACACAACAGUUCAAGAACAAAGCUAGUAGUUCAAUCACCACAACAGUAGUUCACCGAGAAUAGACUGCAUGCAGCUGCGGGAAAAUAGCCACGUACAAAUACGUUAGAUUUUUUUUAAUAUAAAUGUGUAGAAUAGACUAAGUGGUAAACACUCAUUCAGCGAUGACACAAAAACCAAACUGAGAAAUAGCUAUGGCACAAUGUUAUAUAGUUCUAGUGAGCUCACUAAAGAACAUAGACUGAUGGCAAUUUAAAAGUUAAAUAGUCAGCUCAGAUGGUCUGUCAUUCGCAUCAGGGGCACAGUGAACAGACCUGGAAAGAGAGUUAGCGCUGAAAAGGAAAGUUAACACGGCCAAAAAAAAACGAAACCUUGGAAGGUCUGGACUUGUGCGGUAAAGAUUACCUAUUUAUUAAACAUGGAUUGAUGUUAGGCACUUAGAGCUAGCUGUGGUACCACAGCUUGAAUCUUGUGGAAAAAGAGUCAAAAAACAAGGUUUCCUCGACCGUUAACCGUUAUUUUUUCUACUUUCGCAGCGCGAGCUUUGUCGGGUUAUUUAGUAUAUCGAUUUGUUUUGGGCCGUGUUACCUUUCCAGGUCUGUUUUUAGGGAAGCAAGGGAUGGCGCAUUGGUGAGAGCGUUCGCCUGCCACCAAUGUGGCCCGGGUUCAAAUCCCGGCGGUGACGCCGUAUGUGGGUUGAGUUUGUUGUUGGUUCUCCUGUUUUCCCCUCUCCUCAAAAACCAACAUUUCCAAAUUCAUAUUCGACCAGUAUUCAGGUAGACGAGGAACCACUCUAUGGAUCUGCUACCUCCAAAUAAUAAUUUAUUUAUUUAUUUAUUUUCACUGUGCCCCUGAUGAGAAUGACAGACCUUCUGAACAGACUAUUUAAAUUUUAAAUUGCCCUCAGUCUAAAUUCCUGUUUACUUUAGGGAGCUCACUAGAACUAAAUAACAUUGUGCCAUAGCUAUUUUUCAGUUUGGUUUUUGUGUCAUCGCUGAAUGAGUAUUUAGCACGUAGUUAAUGCUACACAUUUAUACUAAAAUGCUAACGUAUUUGUGGCUAUUUUCCCCGCAGCUUCAUGUAGUCUAUUCUCGGUGAACUACUUUUGUGGUCAUUGAAUUACUUGUGUGGUCAUUGAACUACUAGCGUGGUUAUUGAACUGUUGUGUGGUCACUGAACUGAUUGUGUUUUCUGAAAAUAAUGAAAGCUGAAUUAAAUUUGUGAGCCUGUUUCCCAAUCACAUUAUUUUUUUAAAAAAGAGAAAAUGAAAUAUGAACGUGGACGGAUAGUUUUCCCAUAUUUAAUAAUUAAUUUACUAUAUUUUCUUACAGGGAUUUGUCGGACAACAUGGUCAAACAGCUCGUACCAGGAGUAUUUGCAGAUCUCUCUUCGUUGCAGUUCUUGUAGGUAUCACAGUCUGCGUACCUGUGUCUCUACGCACAUCCACUUUUAUUUAAGUAGAACAACGUCAAAUGCCACAGUUAACGAGACAAUGAAAGUGGUGAAACUAAAUAAAUACGAAUAUAUUCACUCAAUUCAACUACAUUACGUCAUAAUACCAAAAAUACAAAAAGAUAAUGAUAAUGAUGAUAAUAGCAGUUUACUAUAUGCACACUCUGAGUCAUCUUAAAUUGGUGUUUUAAGCACUCUAAUUGGCUCACUCUCUAGGGAUAUUUACGAAAUAUUGAGUGAGGCUGUGUAUGGAGUAAAGAAUUGCGCUGAUCGAAGAGAUCUGCAUGAUUCUCGUAACUGUUUAUUGGACAUACGUGUAUCAUGUCACCUCAAAUUGUUCAUGCCUACUUUGAAAGCAUUAAAGGACUGUGGAAUCUUACAAAUAUAUAGGGAGGAGAACUGGUCGUAUGAGAAUAAGAACUGUUAAUUUAUUUGAUAGAACUAGCACUGAAUCAGGUUUUUCUCAGUUCAUUGCACCCUAAGGGUGUCAACUGAGUUUAUAACUUGGUUGUUGUUCCGAAACAGCCCCUACAAAUGCCAGCUAGUCUGUGCAAUGGGAGAGAUCAGCUUAGACUAUGCUGUACGAACGUAAAAUCUCUCAGGAACAAGUCGCCUGAUUUUCUGUGUUAUGCAUGUACUAUGAAAACGGAUAUUUUCGCAGUGACUGAGAAUUGGUUUUCUCAGCAUGAUAUUGGUUAUCGGAUCAAAGAAUCACCUCCUCGGUUUAAAAUGAUGAACCACUCUCGCGUGGGCCGCACUAGUGGUGGAACAGCACUAUUAAUAAAUUACUCUCUCUUGACUUCAAAAAGUAGAUGCUGGCGAGAAAGUGUUGGGAAUGGAUUGUGGACUGUGGAUCUUGUUAACUUGUGAUCUUGAUUAUUUAUAGGAUACCGUAUUCUUCUAAAGAUCCGGUUACAACAGCCACAUUUUCUGAAGAAUUCACUUCCUACUUGGAAUCAUUCAUAAUGUCACUUGAAUCAUUGUUAAUUACUGGUGAUUAUGAAAUUCGUAUUGUUGUUCCUAGUGAUAUUAAACAUACACGCCUGAUGGGUUAGUUGGAGUCCAUUGGUUUGCAACCCGCAACAUGUUGAUAAACUGGCCCAGGUGUCCUGCCAUAUCCUGGAUCUAGUGAUUACAAGAGAUGUAAAUGAGCUGAUAUCAACCACUCCUACUGUAGAUUAUCACUUCUAUGGUCACUUCACUCUGAUCUGUGAUUUGAGAAACCAUCGUUUAUUGUCAAGGAGAUAGCCCUUUGGAAAAUCAGGAGUACUGACGCUGAGUCAUUCUCGCAUAAUGUGUUCGGCCCUUAGUCGAGACAGUACUGAUUAUCUUAAAGAUUUGGGUACUUUGUACAACAGAACAUUACCCAAGAUACUAGAUCAUCAUGCACCACUGGUAACAAAGACGUUCAUAGAAAGACUUGUACCAUGGUAUAAUGAUGGAAGUCAGGUCAGGGGUAAUCCUGCUACUAGUAACAUUGUAACCCAUAUCCGCCUGCCUCAUAGACGGGUAGUCGGCAUCUAAAGUGGCUCUCCCACCAGCGUUCGCUGGUGAAACGAAUGUAGCAUGCCACUCGCCAGGACUUAAAAUAAGACCUGUUAAGUGACAGAUGAGCUCGUUCAUGUACCAACGGCCAACAUGCAAGGGACAUGACACCAUACAGCAACAAAGGCUUAAAUUGUACCCAACCCUCCAAAAACAUACUCACCAUCAAAGUAUCGUCAUAGACAGGGGACAAAGUGGAAACAGUCGGCAGCUACUCAUUCCGAAUAAUAUUAACUCAGUCAAGGGAAGUUGUAAUCAUCAUUAUUCUUACUACAUAAAGCAGCGACGGAAAACGAAGAGGUCUGCUGCCGCUGAUAUUCACCAAAUCUCCCUUAGCAAGCAAAUUAUCAUAUCAACCUAUAAUGUCAGGUCCUUAUACCAGCUGGGCAAGUUAAAUCAGUUGUGCUGCGGUAGAGGCAGGCGGUAGAAGCAGUUCUUGUAGUCAUUGGUGUAGAAAAGAAUAGCCUUAUCUCAUUCAAUCCGAUAACAGAACUGUGGUCUGAUGACAAGAACUGGCUGUUCAUCCAAAUUCCGUUUCCAAAUGCCGAAAGGGUUGCGUGGGACUCCUUGUUAAAAGACAAUUGGUCAAAAGGAUCUCCGGUUCAAAACAACUCUCGGACCGCAUCAUCUCUGCAUUUUUCAACGGCAACCCGAGACUCGUGGUUAAAAUAGUCUAAGCUCCAAAAGAGUCGGCUAACACCGACGAUGAGUAUGAAUUCUACAACCCUCUCAACACCCAUACAUCCGCCAACGUCAACUGUCACGAUAUUAGCGGAGCUCCUUGCGCGCGCGAAGCGGGCGCGAGCGGAGCACCAUAACUAAGAUAAUUUGGUAAACUAUCCAUCCGAGAAAUUUUGUUAAUGACGUCAGCGUACGUCCGUCCGUACGGACUUUCCGGGUAGUGGAAAGUAGUCCGCAUGGACUGUUGGGGUGGGGGAAAGUAGAGACUUUUUGGCGGGAAAUCGCAUGGCGCAACGUCGCGCAAUUAUAUCGCGCAACUGGUUUUGAAAUGAAAUUUCAAAGCAACUUAGCAAAAAGAUUUUUUGACAGAGCCUAACUUUAACUUUUUAUUACAACUUACGAAAGCUAUUAUGUCAACAAAUAACAGCAGAGAGAUUUUAGCGUGUAGAUGACAGGUUUUAAGCAGAUAGCAAGAGUCAACACGCGUAGAGCAAGCGAAGACGAUCGCCAAAGAGAGCGCGUUAGAAGUAGAAGAAGACAAAAUUUGAGCGAAGAAAGUCGGCAAGUAGAAAGAGUCAGGGCGAGAGGAAGGAGAGAAAAUUGUAGAGAAGAACGCCGGCAAGCAGAACGAGACAGAGCUAGAAUGAAUAGACAAAGGCAACGCGAAAGAGAAAUACAAAGGCAAAGAGAACGGCAGCAAAAUAAUGAUAUGAUGACAGAAGGUGUUGUGUUAAUGUCACUAUGGCCCCGCGCUAUUAACCUUUUGAUUUCAAACUGAUCUCGGACGCGAAAAUUCAGCCAGUCAUUUAAAAAUACAAGCAGGGAAGACAGAGGCUUUUCACUUUUCUCACCAUAGUCACGCGUUGGUCACGCUCUACGUCCAAUUUUUAUGCUGUGAUUGGUCAAAAUUGGACAGGUGAGUUCAUGCAGAAAAUUUAUACAGCAUCUUGAAACUUGUUUACUUUGACAGCUGAAGCUUACUGAGUUUUUUGUCAGCUUGUGAUGUUUGUCACUGUCUUUUUUCCACUGGAUGCAUAAAAUGAAAUACAGCUGCUAUCAACAGUCAGUCAUGUUAUUCAUGGCUGGUUUGUUUACUGAAUUUUUGGUUGAGAAAUGCGCCGCUUGUCAAAGUCGGAAAUCCGAUUUCGAAUGACAUUCGUUUUUUCACCUUGCUGGAUGCGGGUUGAACAGUCCCUCGAGCGAUUCUGGCCUUACUAGAUAGCUUUCAGGAGCUGCAUCUCGAAUGGUAAGCGUGAGUAAUUAUUGUAUAUGUGUUUGUUUGUGUUUUUUUAUAUCUAAUUUCAUGAAGUCGAGCGCAGUUUAUGAGGCUAGUUUAUGCACGUUUGUAUUAAGAUCUGAGGACAAUGAUCUGACCUAGGUAUGAGGUUUGAUAUGAGCUUACAGAACUUUAAAAAGCCCUUGGUCGAUAUUUUAUCUCCGCAAAUAGAAAGAAAAAACGUUCCGAAGAGUAUUUAGUUAUAAUUUUGGCUGUAGAAAGAAAUUAAGCUUUGAGUGAUUUUCUCACCUCGAGUUCAUCUUUGAAAACAGUAAACACCGGGAAGCCGGCUAAAAGCUUUAAGCUAAGCUUGAAGACUCAGGAUUUUUAGAGACGCUUUAAUACUUGUCUUCGUGAAUGAAAAUUGUUGUCUCUGUAAAUGUUUGUCCGAAUUAUAUUUCUUUUAUUGAUUGUUAGUAGUCUCUAGCAAUUUUAAUCGCUUAGCUUUGCCGUUUGUUUUCAGUCGUUCAUAAACAUCGCUUGCAGGAGUACUCAAAAGGCCGCGCGUAUCAAACGCUUUUUAAGAUUACACAUCGUUAUAAACCAUUAAAUAAAAAAUAAACACAACAAAUUAUGUAUUAUGUUGAAGCGUAACUCUUUUAAUGUUCACUGAAAAUUUGGCGCUUGUCAAAAGUGAGAACCGGCUGGCCGUGUAGGUGAUUUUGGAAAUUUUUUGAACGGUUUUGCUAAAGCCUGGUUUCCAUAUGAUCGCCCGGAUCGUCCCGGAUCGUCUCAGUCGUCUGAGAGUCUUUCCAAAUGAUCGCUUCAAAAUUUACGUGAUCGUCCCGAUCGACCGGAUAGAACUCAACUCUAUCCAAGCGAUCGAGGUCGUCUCACUCGUCCGGUUCGUUUGCGAUCGUCUGGGUAGCGUUUCCAUAUGAUCGUUCCGAUCGUCUGAACAUUUUUGAGACGACUGGGACGAUCGGGACGCCCACGCGUUCUUCGAUGCGAUGGUUCUGAAUAUUGAAUGAGUGCAAUUUUUCUUGAAAACGGUGAAAUGCUGCAUUUUGUCUGAGGUCUGUAUGAUAAAAACAGUGCCUCAUAUGACUGUUUCACCUCAGAUGUGAUGUAUAAAAAGUAUGAAAUGUUGGUUUACACGCACCCAGAUUUGUUGACAAGAUUUUGUUAAAUAAACUUGUCAAAAGCAAAAAAUUAGGCCUGCUUUGUUUUCCCAAGAAUUCGUUUACCAGGUCUAAUCUACUGUGAUCAAGAGCCAUUAUGGCUCUUAAAUGUGAUCGCAGAUGAUUGCUAUUUUUUGGGUGUACAACUCGAUGUAAGAUUUUUUUUCACUCUAAAAUCACUUAGCCUUAGCUUUCCCUAAAAAGUAACAUAUGUGCCCUUAAGUUAACUGUUUUGUGGAAUACAAGUUUAUUGUUUGAUUUAAAUUAUAAAUUUAUUUAUGAGAGCUUCGCUUUUAGCCCUGGCUAAAUCUAUAUAUUAAUCUUGUUUUUGGAGAUAUAAACGCUAGACUAGGCUAAGGCAAUCAAGAAAAAUCUCCGAGAGGUGUGGGUCCUCACAGCAUGCAUUAACGGCGAAAGACUUGUUAAUUUCUGCUUUGCAACUAACCUUCGACUUGAUCAAUCCAAGG
Molecule: messenger RNA, 6665 nt
Organism: Porites lobata
Lineage: Eukaryota; Metazoa; Cnidaria; Anthozoa; Scleractinia; Poritidae
Source: the annotation of a GenBank genome assembly